Molecule: messenger RNA, 4443 nt
Organism: Abrus precatorius (Indian licorice)
Lineage: Eukaryota; Viridiplantae; Streptophyta; Magnoliopsida; Fabales; Fabaceae
Exons: 2
Coding region: 450-3818 (1122 amino acids)
Source: RefSeq, a predicted model, not a curated record
AUAUUAUUUAUUAAAAUUACAGAAGUGGUCUGCAUAGGCAUUGAUCUGGAAGUUUCUUAGAGAAAGAAAUAAUAAGAAUAAAUUGGAGGGGCUUCUUUCUUUGAAUCAAUUUCAGAUUGAAGGAAGACAUUUUUGUUUCAUAACAUUUUCAAUUUCCCUCUUCACUUUACUCUCAUUUUUCGCUUCCCGCUUUCAACUCACAUUCUCUCUGUACUAACCUGGGAGAGAGUGUGGUGUGGCUGGUUACAGUAUUGUCAACUAUUUAACUCAAUUAUCUUAACUCAACUCUCUCUCUCUCUCUCUCUCUCUCUUCGUAGCUGCGGUGCAUGUGAAAAUGUUGCACCGCAUCUGGGUUGUGAAUUUGUGAAUAGGGGGAAGUCUCCCUGUCUAUGCAUUACUGUGAGAUUGAUAGAAGUACGGUAAUUGGGGGGCUUUGACUUAGGUUCACCAUGGAGUGCAACAAGGAUGAGGCUCUGAGGGCUAAGCAGAUUGCUGAAAAUAAAAUGCAAGCUGGUGAUUUUCAAGGGGCACUGAAGUUUGCUAUGAAGGCAGAAAAACUGUUUCCUGAGAUUCAGAACAUAGUUCAGAUCCUUGCAGUUUGUGAGGUUCACUGUGCUGCACAGAACAAAUUCUCUGGGUCUGACAUGGACUGGUAUGGAAUUCUUCAGGCUCAACGAUUUGCUGAUGAAGCAACUAUAAAGAAACAGUAUAGGAAGCUUGCGCUGCUACUUCAUCCUGAUAAAAAUAAAUCUGCUGGUGCAGAAGCUGCUUUCAAGUUGAUUGGAGAAGCUAACAGAGUGUUGGGUGACCAAACAAGGCGUACUUUGUAUGACUCGAGGUUUAGAGUUCAUGUGGGAUUUACAGCACCAAAGGUUCCACCCUGUCACCCAAAUGGGAAUUCUUUUGGGACAAAAUGUGAUGGAAAUGGAAGAAAUUAUCAGAACAAUUUUUUUUCACACUCCCAUGCUUGGAAUUCCCAUCAGCGGGUUGAACAUCAGACAUUUUGGACAUCUUGCCCACAUUGUAAUACUAGAUAUCAAUACUACAAAACCAUUUUAAAUACUGCCUUGUGCUGUCAACAAUGUUCUAAAACCUUUACAGCUCAUGAUGUGGGGCAGUAUGGUGUGCCUCCAGGAUAUCAGGCAUCAUUUAAUAGCCAGAAAGAUCAUUCCAAACAUGCUCCACCAAAAGAUGCAUCAAAAAACACUGGUGGAAAAUUCUCUGGUAGAGGACAGGAUGAUAAGUUUAAGAAGUAUUGUCCUGUAUCUAUGACAAAAUGUUCUGCUGGAGGUGGUGUCUCUUCUAAAGUUGAAAAGAACAAAGAUGGCCAUGUGGCUUCAGGAGUGACAAAGGCUGGUGCUGGAACGUCCAACCCUGCUACUUCGAAAGCCAAGGAAUCACAAACCUCUACAAGUGUUGGAAGUAAGAGAGCAAGGCAGUCAACUUCAGAUUUGAGAGAUGAUAAAAAGGAUGGAAGUAGUAAGGACAUGAAAGAUACCAAUGUUCAAGAAAAUGGUGCUGAUCCUUUUGGAUUUAAUGCAGGAGAUCACCUCAGGAGAUCUUCCAGGAAAAAACACCAUGUUUCGUUCACAGAAACUACUCAAGAUGGUGAUUCUGGGGGUCCUUUCAAAAGGCCACGACAACAUGAGUUAUUUACCUCUGCUGAAGUGGAGAAAAGACAAGUGCCUGCAAGUGGUGUGUCGUUCAGUAACAAUAGACCAGCUAUUUUUACUGCUGGUGUGGGCAGUCAGAAUGAAGAGAUGAGAAAUAAAGCAAGUUCACCACCUGAAGAUACAUCUUUAAGGAAUAAAACCAAAGUUGAGGAAACAAAUGUGCAAAGAAAGGAGGCAUCCAACUCAGAUCUUAAUAAUAGAAAGUCAAAGGCUGAGAAUUGUUCUUCAGUGAAGUCAAAUUUACCUCCCAAUUUAGAGAUUUGCUGUCCUGAUCCAGAUUUCAAUGAUUUUGAGAAGGAUAAGGAAGAGGAUUGUUUUGCUAUUAAUCAAUUAUGGGCGAUUUUUGAUAAUACUGAUGGUAUGCCAAGAUUCUAUGCUUUGGUCAAGAAAGUAUUCUCCCCUUUCAAGUUACAGAUUAUUUGGCUGGAACCUGACUCCGAUGUCCAAGAUGAGAUUGACUGGCAUGAAGCUGGCUUGCCGGUUGCUUGUGGUAAGUUCAAACUUGGUCAUUCUCAGAGAACUACAGAUCGUUUUAUGUUCUCUCAUCAGAUGCACUGCAUAAAAGAAAUUAGCACGGGUACUUAUCUGGUAUAUCCAAAGAAGGGAGAAACUUGGGCGAUUUUUAGACAUUGGGACAUUAAAUGGAGUUCUAAUCCAAAAGAGCAUUCAGAGUAUCAAUUUCAAUAUGUGGAAGUUCUUUCUGAUUUUGAUGAGAAUGUUGGCAUUAAAGUUGCUUAUCUUGGCAAACUGAAAGGGUUUGUUAGUCUCUUUCAGAAAACUAUGGAGAACAAAAUUAGCAUAUUUUGUGUUCCACCUAAUGAGCUAUAUAGAUUCUCACAUCAGAUUCCUUCAUAUAAGAUGACAGGUGAUGAAAGGAAAGGUGUUCCAAGAGGAUCUUUUGAACUUGACCCUGCUGCUCUGCCUAUUAGUUUUUUUGAAAUUGGUGAUCCUGGUCUUGUGAAGAUGGAGGAUGGAAUGUUAAACAAUGGAGUCAAUUGUUCACACCGUGAAUAUUCUAAGGGUAAAGUUGAACAGGCAACGUCUAACGACAGCAUUCACAAAGCACAGUCGCAAGAGAGUAGUGAUGCCAAAAAAGUUUCCCCAAUCCUCAGAAGAUCACCAAGGUCAAACCACAAAAGUAUGGACAAUGGUCAAGCAAGCAAUGGUCAAUAUACAGUCAGAAAGGAUGAAAAAAACAUUGGCUGCAGCGACUACAAUCAACCAGAGGGAACCACUGCUUCUCAGACUAAUAAGAAGGUCAAGACACCUCAGAAACUUUUUGAGAAAAAUAAUUAUGAAAGAGAGGCACUGAAAGUUAGGAAGUCACCUAGAGAUUUAAGCAAGAAAAAUGCUCAAGGAGAUGCCGUUGAACAGACAACAGGCAAGUUGACUGAUAAUCAUUCAAAUGACAGCAAACAUGUUAAGGACUGGAAUAUUCCUCAGUCAGUAGGAAGUGUUCCUGCUUGUUUCAAAGAAGAUUGCAGAGUUGCGGGAGCAUCCUGUUAUGACUUUAAGAAGAAAAAAUCUGAAGAGCUGUUUCACUGUGGUCAGAUAUGGGCAAUAUAUGGCGAUAGGGAUAAUAUGCCCGAUACGUAUGCUCAAAUUAAGAAGAUUGAAUUUUCCCCUAAUUUUAAAUUGCAGGUGUCCGUGCUUGAACCCUGCUCACCACCCAAAGACUUGAAAAGAACAAUAUCUUGUGGUACCUUCAAAGUUAAGAAAGCCAAAUCACGGAUUCUAUAUCUCUCUGCAUUCUCUCAUAAAUUAAAUGUUGAACCCAUCGCAAAUAAUAGAUUUGAAAUUUACCCAAGAAAAGGUGAGAUUUGGGCUCUGUACAAGGACCAGAACUAUGAUGUGACAUCAAAUCAGGGCAGAGGUGGAUGCCAUAUAGUAGAAGUAUUAGCAGAUAGUGAUAAGACUAUACAAGUUGUUAUUCUGAUGCCGCUUAGCAGCUCUCUUCCAAUUUUCAAGGCUCCUAGAAUUCAGAGAUCUAAAACUGCUGUAAUUGAAAUAUUAAGAGAAGAGGUUGAUAGAUUUUCACAUCAGAUUCCUGCUUUUCAGCACAGUGGGGAAGACAAUGUUCAUUUCAGAGGGUGUUGGGAGCUUGAUCCUUCUUCCGUACCUGGUUUUUUCGUACAAAUAGACUGAAGUAUAGCAUUUUCUCACCCUCUCACCCACUUUGUUCAUUAUAGUGAACUUUCUGUUUUCUUGUAUGAUUUAACCCGCUCUUCUAUGUAAGAAGCAAUGUAUGGAAAUGUAUUAACAGAGAUUUCCUCAUUCCGUGUUUUGGCCACUUACAUUAGUUAAAUAAGCUGUUUUUAUAUUCUGGCCAUAUUUGUUGUGGGUGCUCGUAAUGGGCACCAUUGGCCAACGCCUAAUCUUGUGUUGGGACUUGACAAUCCGUAACCGUAUCUAUAACCCUGUUUCCUACGGUGUCCUGGGUUUGCUUCAAUUUGAUAAAUUUACUCUACCUCUGCUUUUCUUUACCCCGUUUUUUUCAUCUUACAUCACAGUUUUCAUUGUUUUUUCUCGUCUUUCUUAUCUUCACAAAGUGUAAAAUAUUGAGUGUACAAUGUUACAGCAUUUAUACUGCAAUUUAUCCUGUUAUGUACACACUUGGUAUUUUAGCCCUUAUAUUUUUCGUCUUAUCAGUUUUCCUUUUAAUGUGUUACACUUUAUAGGGGAGAAGUUUGCUAGUGCUUAUUGUAACCACCUUAUUCUUAUGAAGAUACAUUGCCAUUUCAUGAGGGCAUAAUAUCAUCAAUAGAAAUUU